This is a messenger RNA of Dictyostelium discoideum AX4, 4218 nucleotides long. RefSeq names its product WD-40 repeat-containing protein (gene lysA). The transcript is spliced from 3 exons. Bases 1 to 4218 code for a protein of 1405 amino acids. Lineage: Eukaryota; Evosea; Eumycetozoa; Dictyosteliales; Dictyosteliaceae. Gene Ontology annotation, cellular component: Golgi apparatus; nucleus; mitochondrion. The record is from RefSeq and is a predicted model, not a curated record.
AUGGAUGGUACAAAUCAGUUUAAACAAAAUUCAUUCCAACCAAUUGUAUCAACAUGUUUAGAUAAAAAGAAUAAAUAUAAAUUCUCAUCAUUGGCAGUUGAUUUAACAGGUGAACAUGUUGCAAUCUCAAGUGAGAGAAGUUUAUUCAUAUUGAAUUUACCAAAGGAUACACAAGAUGAUAAAAUCAGUAUUAUAGAUGAAGCAAGUAGUAGUAGUAAUAAUAUUAGUAAAGGUUUUUUAUCAUCACAUCAUUCAUCAUCAUCAUCAUCGACAACAACCACAACAUCAUCACCAACAACAACACCAUGUAUUUUUAAGAAAUUAAAAUCAAAUUCUAAAGAGAUUGAAUGUGAUUUAUUAAAAUGGAGUACAAAUAAAUCUGAAUCACAUUUAUUAGUAUCAUCAUCAUUAAAGGAUUAUUCAAUUUAUCUUUGGAAUGUUAGAGAUGAGAAAUUGAUUGUUAAAUUCUCUAAAUCACAUAUUAGACAUAUUACAUCACUCUCAUGGAAUACACAAGAGACCAAUUUAAUCGCUAGUGCAAGCUCUGAUUGUAUGGCAAAUAUUUUCGAUAUUAGAGAACGUACUCAAGGUAGUGGUGGAAUUAGUACAAACUUUAAAGCAAGAUCAAAUUUAUCUCAAAUCGCUUGGAAUCCAAAUUCAAGUACAAUGCUAGCAACUUCAAAUGCUAGUGAAUUUAAUAUUUGGGAUAUAAGAAAAUUUGGAUCACCAUUAUCAUGUGUUUCAGCACAUAUAGGUUCAAUUUCAAAUAUUGAAUGGAGUCCAAAGGAAAGAAAUCAACUAUUAACAUGUGGCCCAACUGAAAAAUGUGUAAAAGUUUGGGAUGUAACACCUCCAAGUAAUUUAUUACAUAGAUAUAAUAUAGAUUCAACUUGUAAUAUCGCUAGAUUCCUUCCAUUUGUUAAUAAUGAUAUUAUUGGUUCAAUUUCAUCAAAGGGAUCAUAUAAUGAUAUUCAAUUUAGGAAUGCAAAAUGUUCAGAGCAUCCAAUACUUUCAUUAUCAGGUGGACAUAAAGAUACUAUAUUAAAUUUUGAUUGGAGAACAACUGAAGUAGCAGGUGGUGAAAAACAACAUUAUGUAACAUCAAUUGGUAAAGAUAAUCAAUUCAAUAUGUGGAGAAUUACAAAUGAAAUGAUUGAUAUCUUUACAAAGGAAGAUGGUCCUCCAAAAUUAGUAUUACCAACUAAUAUUAGAAUUUCUCAAGAAUCACAAGAUUUAAUGAAUAAAAUGUUAUCAAAUGAAUUAGAGGAAAGUACAGAUGAAGAAGAUAUUUCAAAUUUAAAUAAAAAAUCACCAUUUAUAACUGGUAAUAAUAAUAAUAAUAAUAAUAAUAAUAAUAAUAAUAAUAAUAAUAAUAAUAAUAAUAAUAAUAAUAAUAAUAAUAAUCAUAAACCAUUAGAUUUACAUCAAGAACUUGGUAAUAUAAUUACAGAGAAAUUUGAAUAUGUUACAUUUGAAAAAUUAUCAUUAGCAGAUAGAGUUUGUAUUGCAAAUGUUGAUAAUAGAAAAUUUGUAGUGAUCAUUUUAUUCCCAUUUUUAUAUCCAUCAGCAGCACCAUCAUUUGAUAUUGUUUUUAGUGAUUCAACAAUGGCAAUUACAGAUUUUAAAGUUAAAUUAAAGAAGAAAUUGGAUAAAUUAGCAAGUCAAUUAAAGGAUAAAAAAAAACCGUAUCUUUAUCACUUGUUGGCAUUGAUUUCAUCAUUUUAUAAAUCAAAUAAAUCUCAUUUCCCAGAGAUCACCAAUCUAUUAGAUUCACCAACCAUUCAAAAGAGAAUACCAAAGAAUGUAAAUAAUCAACCAAAGAAAAUCAAUUUAAAUUCACCUUAUCAUGAAGGAACUAGUGGUACACCUGUUACAACUCAUCCACUUAGUGGUGGUACACCAUUAUCACCAAUUUCAUUAUCAUCUGCUGUACCUCCAAUAAAUAGUCCAUCUUUAUCACCAAUGAUUGGUGCUAGUAAUAAUAACAACAAUGAGAGAUUAAGAUCUCAAAGUGCUUCAACAAAUUUAGUUUCACCAUCAAUUGAUAUUUUAUUAAAUGGAAAUAAUAGUAAUUAUAAUAAUAAUAAUAAUAAUAAUAGUGGUGGAUUUACACCAAGUGGCGGUAAUAGAACGAGAUCAGGUUCAAUAGGUUGUAAAUUUGCAGAACCCCCAAAUAUUUCAAAUAAUAAUUAUAUUUAUCAACUUUAUACUGUAAAAGAAAAAGAUACACUUACUGGUAUUUCACUUCAAUUCUCAAUGCCAAGAGAUGUUUUAAUUCAAGCUAAUAGAUUAUUACAUUCUGAAAAAUUACUUAAACCUGGUACACAAUUAUGGGUUUAUAAGAAAAAGAAUCUAAAUUUAAAUGAGGAACAAAUUAUUGAACAACCACCAUCCCUUAUUACAACAUCUGCUGAUUCAAUUGAUUCAUUAGAUAUUAAUAAUAGUAGUAGUAGUGUUAGUAGUAGUAGUAUUAAUGGUAGUGGUGGUAUCGAAUGUUUAUCACCUACUAAUAAUAGUAAUAAUAGAGGAAGAGCUUUAUCAGGUGGUUCAUCCUUAAAUGUAAAUGAUUUAUUUAAACCAUCAAAAGAAGAAAUUAAAAUGGCAUUUGAUGAUGGUAAUAAUAAUAACAACAAUAAUAAUAAUAAUAAUAAUAAUAAUAAUAACAAUAAUAAUAAUAGUAAUAAUGAUAAUGAUAAUAAUAAUAAUAAUAACAAUAAUAAUAAUAAUAGUAAUAAUAAUAGUGGUAAUAGUAUAAGUAAUAAUCCAAUUACAAAUAAUAAACCACCAAUUCAUAUACCAUUCUCAGCAACAAGUAGAUUUGAAAGAAUUAGUAAAGAAAGUAUAGUUAAAGAAAAAUUAGUUUGUUUUAUGAGAAAUCAAAAAGUGGUUGGUCAUCUUACACUUACACCAUAUCAAUUAAUCUUUCAAUCAAUAAUGGAACCAGGUUUAAUAGGUAAAUCUGUUCAAUUACAUGCUGAAUAUUCACAUAUUAUUAGUUGUAAAUAUUUAUUCGAUAAAUCGGAAUGGUUAGCUCAUUUUUCAAAAGAUUGGUAUAAAGAACAACGUUAUAUUAAAGAUAAAAUUAACAAAGGUAUAAAUGGUAGCUCAGUUGGUGGCAUUGGCAAUGAUAAUAAUAGUAAAGUAAAAUCAAAGGUUAAAAGUAAAAAAGAAGAAGAGGAACAUGAUGCUUUUAUUCAAAAAGAAAUUUCAAAAUUAAAUUUAAUGGAAGAGGAAGAAGAAAUGACAGUUACAGAUGAAAUCACUGGAGCAAAUAAAAAGGUUUUAAUCUUUCCUUGUAUUUAUGCAAUCAUUCAUAAAGAUAACUCUAUUCAAACUUUAUUCUUCAGAGGUAGUGAUCCUACAAGUGUUCAUACUUGUUUCUCUUAUUUAAAACAAUUGAUUGUUGAUAGUAAAUUUUCACCUCAAACCUCAAGUCCAAAUUUAACAGGUUCUUUCAAUAGUCAACAAACAGUUAUUGCACCAUUAUCGAUUAAUAAUAAUAAUAAUAAUACUACCACUACUACUACUACUACUACUACCACCACCACCACUGUUACUACAACAGGUAUAAAACCAACAGCACCCAUUUCAAUUAAUCAUUGGAGAAAUGGUAGUCAUAAUAAUAUUAGAUCCCUUGUAUCUAGUGAUUCAUUAGCCUCCUCUUUUGAUGAGACUUUCUCAACAACACCAAAAUUAUUACAAGAUCAAACUAAAUAUCAAUUCCAAGAGAAAAUAUUAAUGACACCAGAAAUCUAUAAAAAACUUCGUCAUUAUCUUCCAAUUCGUACUCAAGGCUCAGAUAUUGAAUUACUCUUCAACACCACCAACGACGGUGUUUCUUUCAUCACUUUUUAUAAAAGAAUCAAAACAGUUGAACAAUCCAUUCUUUUGAUUCAAGAUGAGAAUGGAUACAUUUUUGGUGCAUUUUUAUCUGACCGUGUUGAACCUAGAAAAGAUGUAUUCUUUGGUAGUGGUGAAACUUUCUUAUUCAAAAUAUAUCCAGAUUUCGAUAUCUUCCGAUGGACAAAAGAGAAUGACAUGUUCAUUUAUGCAAGUCACGAUUAUAUUUCAAUUGGUGGUGGUUCAAUGUUUGGAUUAUGGAUGGAUAAUGAAUUCCUUCACGGUUAUUCAGGUCCUUCCGAAACUUUUAAUAAUACAGUACUCUCAAAGGAAAAUGAUUUCAAACCUUAUGUUGUUGAGGUUUGGGGUAUUAAUUAG